AUGCCCUAUUACUACCCGUCCGGCCCGGCGCCGCCGCAGCCCGUGAUAUUCUACGGGCCCCCCUGCUACCCGCCGCCGCCGUACACGCCGUCCGCGGUGGUGGGCGGCCCGCAGCAGCAGCAGCAGGUGGGCUACGGCGCGGCGGUGGCGGUGGACGCACAAGGGGUGGUGUACCAGUACGUGUCCGGGCUGGCGGGUUCCGGGCGGUUCCCGGGGCCGGCGCCGGUGGUCGACCCGGACUUCCCCGCGGCGAACCACAUCAACAGCACGGGCGGGGCCGGGGUCGAGCCGCUGUUCAACUACUUCUUCCCGACGGAGCACGCCAAGGUGAUCGUCCUCAAGUGCCCCGUCCCGCCCUGGACGCUGGUCGCCGGCACGUAUGCCGACCUGCCCUUCCACGCGGCCAAGGUGCCGGCCAACGUGACCAUGGCGGAGCUGCUGGUCGGGUUCGGGGCCGACAACCCGGACAAGGCCAGGAACCAGUUCUGGGAGGUGUACCCGCAGGGCGGGGGCAAGUGGGGUUGGAAGGAGCACUGCACGGGCGACGACGAGGUCAUGAUGGCCCGGACGGUCAGGGACAUGGGUUGGGUCGAGAAGAGGGACGGGGCCGUGCAGACGGUGUAUUUGUGGAUCAGCAAGUCGUGA
Thermothelomyces thermophilus ATCC 42464 is the source of this 645-nucleotide messenger RNA. RefSeq lists its product as uncharacterized. The coding region runs from base 1 to 645 and encodes 214 amino acids. The transcript has a single exon. The record is from RefSeq and is a predicted model, not a curated record. Lineage: Eukaryota; Fungi; Ascomycota; Sordariomycetes; Sordariales; Chaetomiaceae.